UUCCGGCGCGGCGCUGUGACGUAGCCUCUGGGUGCCGAGGUGUCCGGCGGUCGGCUGGGCAAGGCGGGUUGUGGGAGAUGGCGGAGUAUCUGGCCUCCAUCUUCGGCACCGAGAAAGACAAAGUCAACUGUUCUUUUUAUUUCAAAAUUGGAGCAUGUCGUCAUGGAGACCGGUGUUCUCGACUUCACAAUAAACCAACAUUUAGCCAGACCAUUGCCCUCUUGAACAUUUACCGUAACCCUCAAAACUCUUCCCAGUCUGCUGACGGUUUGCGCUGUGCUGUGAGCGAUGUUGAAAUGCAGGAGCAUUAUGAUGAAUUCUUUGAGGAGGUCUUUACAGAAAUGGAGGAAAAAUAUGGUGAAGUAGAGGAAAUGAAUGUCUGUGAUAAUCUUGGCGAUCAUCUGGUUGGAAAUGUAUAUGUUAAGUUUCGACGUGAAGAAGAUGCAGAAAAGGCUGUGAUUGAUCUGAACAACCGCUGGUUUAAUGGACAGCCAAUUCAUGCUGAGCUCUCCCCUGUGACAGACUUCAGAGAAGCUUGCUGCCGCCAAUAUGAAAUGGGGGAGUGUACACGGGGAGGUUUCUGUAACUUUAUGCAUUUGAAACCCAUUUCUCGAGAGUUGCGACGUGAGCUGUAUGGCCGCCGCCGCAAGAAGCAUAGAUCCAGGUCAAGGUCUCGUGAGCGCCGCUCUAGAUCUAGAGAUCGUGGUCGUGGCGGAGGUGGAGGUGGCGGAGGUGGAGGUGGCGGAGGUGGAGGCCGAGAGCGUGAUAGAAGGCGGUCAAGAGAUCGUGAAAGAUCAGGCCGAUUCUGAGCCAUGCCAUUUCUACCUUGUCUGUUAAGAAAGUGUUGUAGUUACUUGACCAAACAAGUUCAUAAUGAAAUUUUU
Messenger RNA from Euleptes europaea (tarantolino), 884 nucleotides. It is a transcript of the gene U2AF1, whose product is annotated as U2 small nuclear RNA auxiliary factor 1. The coding region runs from base 78 to 809 and encodes 243 amino acids. The record is from RefSeq and is a predicted model, not a curated record. Gene Ontology annotation, biological process: mRNA splicing, via spliceosome. Gene Ontology annotation, molecular function: pre-mRNA 3'-splice site binding; metal ion binding. The transcript is spliced from 8 exons. NCBI's taxonomy places the organism in Eukaryota, Metazoa, Chordata, Lepidosauria, Squamata, Sphaerodactylidae. Gene Ontology annotation, cellular component: spliceosomal complex; U2AF complex.